Messenger RNA from Armigeres subalbatus, 6292 nucleotides. RefSeq lists its product as uncharacterized. Gene Ontology annotation, biological process: protein phosphorylation; regulation of catalytic activity. Gene Ontology annotation, cellular component: nucleotide-activated protein kinase complex; cytoplasm; nucleus. Lineage: Eukaryota; Metazoa; Arthropoda; Insecta; Diptera; Culicidae. The coding region runs from base 1636 to 5034 and encodes 1132 amino acids. The record is from RefSeq and is a predicted model, not a curated record. The transcript has 13 exons. Gene Ontology annotation, molecular function: protein kinase binding; protein kinase regulator activity; AMP binding.
CGAUCAUCGUCGUCGUUCACGCGCUUACGCGUUUUGGUCGAAUUUUCGCGUGUUUUACUUCAUUCAUGCAUUUUUUUUUUCGUGUGUACGAUUUCGACUUUCUUCAGGAUGCAAAUAUUUUUUCUUGUCUUGCGUGAACAUUCCUCUUCGUCAUCAUCGCCUUUGAUUGCAAUAUUCUAAUCAACAGCUGGCGCUGUUCGACUACAGAGUUCUGCGUUCACGCUUUGUUGCUACGUUGCAAAAUCCUGAUGAUCUGAUCAGUGCUCCCUUCAACAAGGCAUUGAGAUGACAAAUGCUUCGCCUUCUAGUGACUGGUGCGAAGUGGUAGUGGUUAUCUGUUUGUUAGCAUAGCAUGUCGCUGCCUAUGCGCUAAAGUAAGCUCCGAGCGAUUGGAAGGAGUGCUGAUUUUCAGAAAAGCUUCAUCAACGUCGUCAACCCAUACGGUAAACGUCAAUUAGCCAUCAGGAAAGGAAGACAUAAAGCAGAAUCCUCCACCACCGAAAUAGAGGCACACCAAGAGUGUGGUGCUGUGGCAGUGGAAAUUUUGCAAACAAAAAGCGAAAACAAAACAGUGAGUUGUUGGGUAAACAAGUUUUUAGUGGAUUCACGCCUAAAGUCAUUAGCGAUUUGUUUCGAUACAGCCGCGUUCUUUCGUUUCGCGAUUCGCGCACGACUACAUCUACGGGAAGUGUUUAAAGUGAAAUGUUGUAUUUUUUUUCGGUGAAUCAAAGGGGGAUAUACGAAGCGAAGUUAUAAUCGCCGAGUAGAAGCCAAAAUAAAACGGUGAACCGGCAGCGAAACCAAGUGAAAGAAGGAAACAGCCGUUUGUGUAAAUCCCAUUACCCUUUCGCCUUCCCUUGCUGUUGGACGAAUAUUACGAAAGCUGAACAGUGAAGAUAUGAUGCAGUUUGUUGUUACUGAUAAAUUUGUACCACCCGCAUAUAUGUGACCAGUGGGACGAAUACCAAACCAGUCGGUUUAGCAGCGUGUGUUGGUGAGAUUGUUAACUGGCUUAUGAGUACUGCUCUACCCUGGACGAUUAUUGGCAGCGCGCGGAGUGUUGUAGACGAGUGUUGAUAUAGACGUGCUGCAUCGCUCAAUCGCUCAUGUGGUGCAUGGUGCUGCAAUCGUUACCGCACGAGGUCAACUGGUAAAUGCACCGCCGUCCUGCCCUCGAUUGUUGCUGAUUAAACACAUGUUGUCGCCGAUCAAAGACAUGUUCAAGUGUGUUCAAUGGUUGUAAGAAGCGUAAAAACAAAGCAACGUCCAGUGAUUCUUUAUUCCCGACUUGCCGCAGUUCUUUGCUGUUCAAUGUGCCGAACGCCAAUAUCUGCACCUGGAAGACGAACAGAAACCUCAGGGAAUGGCAGCCUACAUCUGGUGUGUCGCGUUUUGUUUACCAGCUGAUCGGAAUUCAUUCGAUACAAUCUACGGAGGUCGGGCGAUCAACGAUCCCGAGUAGUGGGGAACGCGUCGCCGUGCCUUGAGCAGAAACCAAUUGUGAUAUUCGAAAACAGUAGAAAACAAAGUACAAAUUAAUUAACCUUAAUUAAUCUCGGCUUCCGAGCGUGCUAUCUCAUCGUUUGUGCAAUUGACCAACUCUUGUUAGACACGCUAAAAAUAUACAUUAAUUAAAUGGAAACUGCAAACCAACUGGUUAUAUUGGAAGAGCAAAAGCAGUUGCAACGUGUGAAACAUAAGGACGAAGGCAAAAAGAAGUUCAAGAAAAAAGUAGACUUCAUCGACGACGAGGUCAAGGACGAAAUGGCAGAUGAGUCACCGAUAAAUGUUCCGGUUAGUCCGAUGACGGAUGAUGACUUUGAACAUAUCUUUGAGAAAUCAAUGCAGGACUUGGAAACCAUCAAGUCUGAUUCGGAUAGUGAUUUCGGUGAUGAUCAUGGUCUCCCAGUGAAGAAACCUCCCCACUCGGGUAAGGGACAGCGAAAGAAGAAUAUUGCCUCAUCUAGUGAUAGUAGUGUUAGCGAUGUCGAAGAAGAUGUGUAUACGUGGAUGGAAGCUUGUCAAAAAUCCCCCCUGAGCCCAAGACGGGUAGAAUUUCCCCCCUUAGUGACAGUUCAUCCUUCGGUGCUCCCAUUCGCCGUGAGGCGUCGGUUGUCCGAAUGUGUCGAAGAAGAUGAAGAAGAAGACAAACACCAUGCUGCCAAACAUAAUACAGAUAUCACAAGUGUUGGUGCUACCAAGAAUAUUCCAUCUCCGACUAAUGGAAAAUCUCCUACGAUAACAGAGGAACCCACAGCUGUUCGUAAAUCUCGUUUCAUGGUAACCAAAGCAAGUGAACUUCCUCAGCUUCGACCGGAGUCAAUCAAUCUGCGACCGAUGACGGCUGCACAAAACUCUCAAACCAUUCAUUUCCCCUGCAGCCAGUUCAGUCCGGAUCGCACAUCGCUGAGAAGCAUUUUCUCCCCAGAAUCAUCGCCCUUCCCCAACCCUCAUCUGGAUAAACGGUUUUUCGACACAUCUCUGGUCGAGAUACGUCCAAUUACAGACAGUAUUACCUCCAGCACUGGGAUCGGUGCUUCGCCGGAGGACAGCACCAGCAGCAGCGCCAGCUCAACCAGCAAAAAUCCGAUGCCAUUUGAGCUGGACGAGGUGUGGGUCAAACGUGCCGACACUGAUCCGUCAUCACCAAAGAAGCCAUUAGCUGGGGGCGCGUCACCGACGGUAUCGUCCUCCAAAUCCGCAACAUUGCCGGCGGGAGCAUUUUUGUCACCAUCGACGUCCGGCAAAUCAAAGACGAUGAAAGCCACUACAAGCGAUUCCGCCGAUGGAGGCAGUCAGUUCCAGCGGCCUUCGACGGCCCCUUCCGGGACGGAUUCAGCUCGUUCCUCCAAACGGAUGAAGAAAAGCGAACGGGAAGCCAAGAAGCAGGAAAAAGAGCAGAAGAAAAUUGAGAGGGAGACGGCCCGACGUCUGGAACGGGAAGCGGCCAAGCUGGAGAAACUUAACCGGAAGCAUGAGAACAUUUCCCGUAGUUCAGAGCGCGUCGGUGGUCGAUCCGGUUCGCUGGAAAGGCGGCGCAGUGGUGAUGAGGGACCGGUCCUAAAUCAGUCCACAGUUCACGGUAUUGCUAGUCCUAAUCGUCGUCCGACAAUCUUCGACGUAUUCCGCCCACGCAAAGGAUCCGACUCGAAGAAGAAAAAGGAUGACUCGAGCAAAUCAGGAUCCGACAAGGAAAGUACCAGCGGCAGUGGGACUAUUACCGGUUCCGGGGGCAUCAUGAACAGCAUGAAGGCGGUACUGCAUGUGGGGGGCCGCCACAGUCAUCACACCGGAGCUGGACAUCCGGCUAGUACCGGUACGACGAAAGUGCGUGACGGGUCCGCUCAUCCCCAUGCAGGCAGUGACGCACAGUACUACCACACGGUGACGGCUGUGCGGCGAGCCGACGCCGGCAAGUCUCCUAUGACCAAAGUGAUGGAUUUGUUCAGGCAUCGUUCCAAUUCAGCAGUAUCCGAGGCCGACAAGCGCAAAGCGCGCGCGGCCCAACAACACCAACAACAGCUGGCGGCCCAAACGGCUCAUAUGCGACGAGCCUCGGCGGAGCUAGCGGAAAGACGACGAGCAUCAUUCGGUGCCAGCCGGGGUUUGCGACCAGACGGUACCCUAGAUCCGUAUCACGCGGCCAUCCUGUUCCGGGACUCUCGAGGGCUCCCAGUGGCAGAUCCCUUCCUGGAAAAAGUUAGCUUAUCAGAUUUAGAAGAAGACGAGUCGCAGAUCUUUGUCAAGUUCUUCCGAUUCCACAAGUGCUACGAUUUGGUGCCGACAUCGGCCAAGUUGGUUGUGUUCGAUACUCAGCUACUCGUUAAAAAGGCAUUUUACGCGCUCGUCUACAACGGGGUCCGGGCGGCGCCGCUCUGGGACUCGAAGCGGCAGGAGUUUGUCGGCAUGCUGACUAUCACCGACUUCAUCAAGAUCCUGAAGAUGUACUACAAAUCGCCCAACUCGUCCAUGGACGAGCUGGAAGAGCACAAGCUCGAGACGUGGCGAAGUAUGGCAUCAAGUGUCCUGCAAGAGGAGGUUAAGAAGCUGGUUAGUAUUGGACCGGACGCAUCGCUGUACGAUGCCAUCAAAACGCUUAUUCACAAUCGCAUCCAUCGGUUACCGGUGAUUGACCCUCAGACCGGAAAUGUUUUGUACAUAUUAACACACAAAAGAAUACUUAGGUUUUUGUUUUUAUAUAUUAAUGAACUACCAAAACCGUCGUACAUGCAAAAGACGCUACGUGAAAUUCGAAUCGGCAGCUACGAUAACAUUGAAAUCGCCACCGAAGACACCAGCAUCAUUACGGCACUUCACAAGUUCGUGGACCGACGGGUGUCGGCGUUGCCAAUCGUGGACAGCGAACGUCGCCUAAAAGACAUCUACGCCAAAUUUGAUGUUAUUAAUUUGGCAGCCGAAAAGACCUACAACGAUCUGGAUGUUUCGCUGCAUACAGCUAACGAACACCGGAAUGCUUGGUUCGAGGGUGUACAGCGUUGCAAACUGGACGAAACUCUUUACACGGUGAUGGAACGGAUCGUGCGGGCCGAAGUGCACAGGUUAGUCGUGGUCGAUGAAGAGGAAAAAGUAAUCGGCAUCAUCUCGCUGUCGGACAUCCUUCUGUACCUCGUGCUGAGACCAACCGGGGACGGAAUUGGUAAUUCAGAAUCAUUGAGGGCAACGGAUCCCAGACUCCGUAAAUCACCCAACAAGCUCAGUCAGACUCAACGGGACAGUAACGAAAGCAUUGAAGAGGAAAAGGAAACCACACCGGAAGAAGCGGUCGAAACAGAGGAAGAGUCUAACGGUGGUGAAAAAGAAACCGCAGCUAACAAGACUGAAGUAGCAGAGGAUGAACAGGAGAAUGGUGAGCAGGGCCACGCAGAGGACGAUGAUCCUCCUCACACGGAGUCACCCGCCGACCACAGUUCCAAUGGUUCUCCCGUCCAAGAGAUACUAAACGAAGAGCGCAAGGCCAUACGUGAUACACUAGCUUCAAAUGUCCAAAGAGAAGUCGGUUUGGUUAGUGAAUAAUUUUCCAAAUAUAGGCACCGUUUGAAAUGAUGUCGUUUCUAUUAGGAUUUUUUACAGUAAUUUCUGUGCAAAAUUUCAUCUUCAAAGUCAAACUCAGUAAGGAUAAAGCAGCACGAUUUUAAGCAUUGAUUAUUUUUGUACAUAAUAUGUUAAUAAAAAAGCGAUAAUAAUUAAUGUGUACAAAAGUUGUUGACACAGAAACAAAUAGAAGGCCUUAUCAAUAUACACACUUGAAACAAACAAUUCUAAUAUUUUUGCGCAAAGCCAACACAAUAAACGAAAGAGGUGAAAUUUGUGAUCAAAGUGCUGCUACACUUCCUGGUUCUGAUUGAGGAGCACUCCAACUGUUUCUAACUGCGCUUAGAUGUUCUUUUCGAAAAAUAAAACCGGGAUCCUGUAAUAAAAAUGUCUGAUCCGAGGGUUACAAGUACAAACGAUUAAUGGGAGUAAACGGGAUACGAUGAAACCUAAAAUUAAAUCCUUUUAGCUACUAGUAGCAUGCAGACACAGUCAGUAGCCAAAUUAUAGAUCGAUUGAAAACAUACCAAACACGCUGUAAUCCAUACAUGGUUAGAUAUGUAGUAGCUUUAUCCAUUUUACAAUAGACAAAAAAAAACCUUAGAUAUCAACCCGAAUAAGAGGAAACCAUUUAAAUUUUUGAUUGAUUUCAAUUGAAUUGCGACUUUUCUUCACUGGGGAAAAAUAAACCAAACCAAGUAAUUUCAUUAAAACUAUUUAAAAAUGCGAACCUAAGAUCCAGCUAGCAAUAAGUAAUUCAUCUGAAGCUCUAAAGUAAUUAAAUAAAUAAAACGAGCGCAAUUGUGGUGAACAUUAAACACAUGUAAAAAGUAGAGUUAAACUUGUAAAGUGUAGCAAUCGCUUAACGCAUCCUGUAGUUCUUCGAACCUCUUCGCUCGGAUAACAUUGCAAAUGAAUUUCAUAUCGAUAAAUUAUUAUUUAAAACAAUAUUGCAAGAGCGGGUGUCUGUAAGCUGCGAAUGGAUCGUUCGCGCUUUGAAUGGUUUAAUGUGUAUGCGAAUUGUGGAUGCGAAUGGUUUCCGUGUCAGCGAGACACUAAUCGGAGGUCUACUUGAGCGAGCGGAGAUGGACUUGGAAUGUACAUUAAAAUGUUGAUAAUACGUUUAAGGACAGUAGUAAAUAGGAAGAUUUGAUUACUAUUUGAAUAUUGCUACUGAAAAUUAACAAAUUAAAGAAAAAAAAAGUUCAAUGGAAAAAUAAAUAAACAAAAUGACUAAACA